Drosophila elegans is the source of this 1031-nucleotide messenger RNA. RefSeq lists its product as uncharacterized. The transcript has 4 exons. Bases 126 to 887 code for a protein of 253 amino acids. The record is from RefSeq and is a predicted model, not a curated record. Lineage: Eukaryota; Metazoa; Arthropoda; Insecta; Diptera; Drosophilidae.
CAAUCAGUUGUUGACGACAUUUCAGUCUACCAAAUUGAGUUUGAUGUAAAGCCUGUUUGUGAAAAAUUAUAAUUAUUAAUUGUUAAAGUUAAUAAGCUAGUCUAUUAUUUAAAGCAUUUUCCUCGAUGGAGGGUUUCGAGUAUGUGGUCAAUCCGCCCGUGUGGCCGACGGUCGGUUUCCUAAAGAAAAUCCACAGGGACUCGAGCGGAAAUUUCUGUCGGCCUAGCUACACCACAAAGACUCCUCCGGUCGCCCCAAAUGCCUAUGACAUAGACAGACCAAUGGGAUUUAAGUAUCCGUCAAAGGCUGGAUUUUCAGCCUUGGCCAACAAAAUGCCACGCCUACCGCCCUUCCGAGAACUUGGGUAUCCGCCCAUAGGAUCCUAUGCCACCGACUUUCCAGGAACUCAGUACUACUUCACCUUUAACAAGCACGUUGUCCGCGAGCAGAAAUGGGUGACACCUGGGCCCUCCACCUACACGCACCACCUCAAAUAUCCGGAAUGGGAUGUGGAGACGGCAUUUGGCUGCAAGCGCAUCAUCUGGCCAUCGGUGGCGGUAUUCUGCAGUCCACAAAACAAAGUCAGGUGCUCGGUGUGCGGCGAGAAGCCGGUGGGCGACUACUUCCAUAACUUUAGCAGCGAUGCGGACAUGUGCCGAGUGUGCAUGCACGUCGAGAUGGCGGCGAUCAAGAAGUGCAGCCUGCAGGUGACCGAGCGGUACAGUCGCCAGCAGAAAAUCAAACAGUUCGUGCCCGCCCGCUACUGCGGAUUCUUCCACAAUCACGACGGCACCACGGCCACCAUUGAGCGGGAAUCGCGCAAAGUCCUGCGCCAGAAGAUUCGCGUGGAGAAUUACCUCUAUCGUCUGAAUGCAAAGAUAGAAUAGUGCCUGAAGCAAAUGAGUUCCUUUGGCCAGCCAUACAGCCACAACUUACCUUAAAAUAUCUUCCCAUUUUUUACUGUAAUCAGAAAAUGUUCUUAAAAGAUAUUUAACUUUGGUCCUAAAAUAAAGUUAACAUUUAAACAACAA